This is a messenger RNA of Nematolebias whitei (Rio pearlfish), 1138 nucleotides long. RefSeq lists its product as uncharacterized. Lineage: Eukaryota; Metazoa; Chordata; Actinopteri; Cyprinodontiformes; Rivulidae. The transcript is spliced from 3 exons. The coding region runs from base 134 to 1138 and encodes 334 amino acids. The record is from RefSeq and is a predicted model, not a curated record.
CAGCUGAAUCAACACCAGAAGAAGAGUGACUAGAAAUAUGUCUUUUACGCUUACAGUAAUUUUAUUUUCUUGACUUCGGUUCAUCUGUACCCGUUCCGAAACUAUUAUGUAAAGGAAACUUUAACCAACGGGGAUGAGGAGACAGCAGGCUGAACAACGAGAGGAAGUGGCUGCUGAAGAAAUGUCCGAGUUUCUGGAAACAACAGAUGCAGAUUAUAAAGAGGAACGAUGUCGUUUAAAGGACAAACAGCAACACAACAAAACUCAAGAUGCUGUUUUCAACCCAGAAGCUCAGCUUCACAGAUUAGUGUUCCCUGCAGAUGUUCAGCAGAUGGUGCUGAUUAAAGAAGAAGCUCUUGAAGUACAGAUACUUGGUGUGGACCAACAGGAUCCAGAGACCCUCAACAUAAAGGAGGAAGAGGAGGAACUGUGGACCAGUCAAGAGGGAGAGCAGUUUUGUGUGAAAAAGGAGACUGAUGACACCGGGUUUGCAUUCACUGCUGUUCCUUUGAAGAGUGAAGAAGAUGAAGAGAAACCUCUGUUUUUACAGCUUCAUCUGCACCAAGUAAAAGAGGAAGAUCUUCCAACCAGCAGCUCAGCUGACCAAAUGAAAGCAGCAACUGGUGGAGAGGAAUGUGGAGGAGCAGAGACUACCAGGAACCCAGAUCUAAAUUCUUAUGGAGAUGUUUGCAGCUCUUCAGAGACUGAAGUCAGUGAGGAUGAUGAAGGUGAUGAUGUGAAUGACUCUGACUCUCAGCUAAAAGACUUAUCAAACUCUGGAUCAGAACCUGAAGAUGGUGACAAAGACUGGAAGGAGGGCAGAGCUUCUGAGUUAGGCUUAAACACUGUCAACAAAUCUUGCAGCUUCACUGAGCAUGGAAAACAUUUUCACAAGACAAGUCAGUCAGUGAUGUCUUCAAGUUGUUUGGUUAUCAAGGAAUGUUUUGAAGUGAAGAAAACUGGAGGCUCAAUCAAGAAAAAACAGUCAAAACGGAACUCAUUUAGUUGUGAAGACUGUGGAAAAAGAUUUGACCAAAAGGGCUUUGAUCACCUGGCCUUUGUGAUUAGGAUUGUACAACUCGAAACAGUUCUGGAGGAGAUGGCAACCAGCAGACAAUCAUCUUCAGCCAAGAAGUAG